Molecule: messenger RNA, 1803 nt
Organism: Setaria italica (foxtail millet)
Lineage: Eukaryota; Viridiplantae; Streptophyta; Magnoliopsida; Poales; Poaceae
Exons: 4
Coding region: 185-1543 (452 amino acids)
Source: RefSeq, a predicted model, not a curated record
GCCUGCGCGAGUCAGGUGCGCGAGCCGCGCGAGGGGAAAAGAGGCAGCCCUCCGCUCCCCUCCUCUCCCCCCCCGCACAGAGAGGGGCCGAGGGGGAGAAGGGGAAAAAAUAAGAGAAAAAUCAAAAUCCUAGGGCUUCCUCCUCGAUCCUCUCCGCGAUUGCUCCGCCGAUUCGUCCAAUCCAAUGCCGCGCGCCUCGAGGGUCUCCAAUCCCCCGGCGCCGGCGGCGGCCGCCCCCGCCGCCGCGGCCAAGAAUGUUAGCAGCAAUGCUGGCCACUCCACUCCAUCUUGCAGUGCACCUGUGUAUCAACCAUUUCGCCCUGUUACUCGUUCUAUGACCUGUGUGCCUGCUCCUAUUGUGGCUUCACCUGACUUGAAGGAAGGAGGAUCUGCUAGCACAAGCACCUGUAGAAGUAUUUCAGAUGCUUCUUUUAUCAUUCAAUCAGCUGCCUCACGACCGACUGUAACUCAUGCCAGAACACCUCAUAAAGUGACUUCAUCUGGUUGGAAGCCUCUUACUCAGCCUGUUGCUCUGAGUGAAGAGAGGAAAUGUGCAAGCCUUACUACUGCUAAGCGCUCCAGGGUUACUUCCUCCCGAGCUGUCAAAGAUUUGACCAACCAUUCAGCUUCAAAAGCUAACAUAAAUGUUCCUAGCGGCAACAAGUACAGAGACGAAGAAAACAUAAGCCAGGGCGAGUUGGAUGGGGCUGUCAUGCCAUCUCCCCCGAAGAAGCUGCAAACAUGCAAAGACCCUUCAGAUUCACCUUCAAUAAGGAAAUCAAUUAUCAGAAUCCUGGGUGCCAAAAGAGCUGCUUUUCUGCCCACAGGGAAGUCUGAAGUUGAAACUGGAAAGAAUUUUGCUAGUGUACCAGCAAAAGUGGUUUCUGCAAGUACAAAUGUUAUCAGUGAGUCAGUUGAUGCUUCUGUUCCAUUGCUUGCACAGCAGCAGCAACCUGGCACUGCAAAGAUCUCCAAUGCCGUCACACAAGCUAUUGCCAAUGAAACAAGUCAACUGAAUCAGUUGGCUGCUGCAAUUAUUACAUUGCCCAAGCAAAAUCGUCAAACUGAUUAUGAAAAAAAGCCUGCCAGUCUACCCAUAGUGCCUAACCAGGUCAGUCAGUUGGGUGGUGCAACUGCUCCCUUGGUUGCACCAAAGUUAGAAAUCGGAAAGGGACAGAACACUUCCAAUCUUCUGUCGAAUCCUGCUUAUGCGAGGGCUCUUUUAAUCAAGCAGCAAGAGCAGCUGCUCCAGCAAUAUAAAUUGGGGACUCCACAGCCACAGCAGCACCACAUCAAAGGGCCAGCUCUGUUCGAGACCGAUGAGCCGCCACCAGUUGAGCCGUUGGGAACGAGGUGCCAACUCUGCAAGCUCGAUGUUGCUUUCCGGCCACAAGGGGAUGCUGGCCGUGAUGCUAAUGCUCCUCCAGUUGUCGCAGUUCUGGCAUGCCACCAUGCAUUUCACAGCAGCUGCAUCGAGUCUAUUUACGGCCUCGCUGAGCCUGCCGAGUGCCUUGCCUGUCUUGAGCAUGGGGCAGUGCACUGAUCAGUGAUCACUAACAAGAAGCUUCAGUUUUAGCCUGAUGGGCUAUGAUAUAGCCUUAUAGUACAAAAUUUCCUUUUAGAAUGCAUAGAGAGGGUGAGGUCUUAUCUCUAUUGGUAGGAGUUUUCUUUGGUAUAGGCGGCUGGAAUCAGAGUUUGAUACCUCAUUUCUGUUGGCUUUAGUGUAACUAGCUAUCAUUGAAGUUCAAUGGAGAGCUGAAUCAUCAGACAUGCCCGUUAGCUGUUUUGUUGUCGUGGCGAAAA